Messenger RNA from Daldinia vernicosa, 885 nucleotides. RefSeq names its product Mago nashi protein. The coding region runs from base 333 to 800 and encodes 155 amino acids. Gene Ontology annotation, cellular component: nucleus; exon-exon junction complex. NCBI's taxonomy places the organism in Eukaryota, Fungi, Ascomycota, Sordariomycetes, Xylariales, Hypoxylaceae. Gene Ontology annotation, molecular function: ATP binding. The transcript is spliced from 5 exons. The record is from RefSeq and is a predicted model, not a curated record. Gene Ontology annotation, biological process: RNA splicing.
GGCUUACGCUUUUUAAUCACGUAACAUCAAGUACUUAAGUACGUAGUUAGGUACUUUAUACAUGUGCUUCAGUUCCAGCAUCAAAGUUCCCACGCACAUCUUAGCUGCCCCCCUGCCCCGCCGAAACUUUCUAGAGCUACACUGCCAAGCCAUCUUCAGUGAAGCCUCGUCGCAACAUUGACAAGGCUAAAUCUAGUAACGCCUUCUGGAACGCAGUACUACAUACCGUCAUUAAACUUACCAAGCCCAAUCUGAGACCAAGUAUUGUCUUUCCGUACUCGUACAGCCAGCUGUAUUAUUCGCAACAACCAGAUUAACUAUUAACUACCAAUAUGGCCUCCACCGGCGAGCCUUUCUACAUCCGAUAUUACUCAGGUCACUCCGGUCGAUUCGGUCAUGAAUUUCUAGAGUUCGAUAUUAGAGUAGUAGGCGACGGUCGAAGCGCCGUAGCUCGAUACGCAAACAAUUCCAACUACAGAAACGACAGUCUAAUCCGAAAAGAGAUGUGUGUCAGUUCGUUGGUGGUAGAUGAGAUUAAGCGUAUCGUCAAGACGAGCGAAAUCAUGAAGGAAGACGACGCCAAGUGGCCGCAGAAGAACAAGGAUGGUAGACAGGAAUUGGAGAUUCGCGUAGGCAACGAUCACAUAUCAUUCGAGACAGCCAAGAUUGGUUCCCUAAUCGACGUAACGGAAUCGGCAGACCCCGAAGGAUUACGGGUAUUCUACUACCUGGUGCAAGACCUAAAGGCGCUCGUCUUCAGCUUGACGUCACUUCAUUUCAAGAUCAAACCCAUCUCUUGAAGAGCUAAGAUAGAUAAGGCGCACAAGUGCGAGUUUAUGAUCAUCAUUAUGUAUACAUAGAGUAGUACGGCAUUUCCCCUGAACC